This is a messenger RNA of Sinocyclocheilus rhinocerous, 1347 nucleotides long. RefSeq names its product protein NLRC3-like. The coding region runs from base 1 to 1347 and encodes 448 amino acids. The record is from RefSeq and is a predicted model, not a curated record. The transcript has 3 exons. Lineage: Eukaryota; Metazoa; Chordata; Actinopteri; Cypriniformes; Cyprinidae.
AUGAGUCUCUAUGAGCGGAAAGAAGAGGGGGAGGAGGAUGUUCAGACACAUAAAGCAGCAUCUCCAGAACCCAGCUGUGUGUCUGUGAAGAGUGACAGAUCUUUGCCUGCUCCCCCUAAUCUCAGUGAUGGAGCAGUGACCUCUGACUCUCAAGUGAAGAGAGAUUAUGUGAUCAGAUCAGUGACGCCCCGUCUGACCUGCACUGGCUCCAACUCUCAGACGCUUAUCAGGCAGAGAGUCAAAUACCAGUACAAAAACAGCAUGAAGAACAAGUAUGAAAGAUUAUUUGAAGGAAUCAAACUACAGGAAAAUCAAUCCCUCCUGAACAGGAUCUACACACAGCUCUACAUCAUAGAGGGAAAGAGUGAAGGAGUGAAUGAAGAACAUGUGGUUUUACAGAUAGAGAAAAGACCCAGAACACAAGACACUCCAAUCUACUGCAAUGACAUCUUUAAACACUUACAUGAACCAGGAUUUGAGGAGAAAGACAAAAUCAAGACUGUUCUUACUAAACGCCAGUGUGUAGGUGAGUUUAGUCAAGCCUUUAAUGGCGACGGCCAACACAACAAUAACAAGAAGCCCCAAGCGCGAGCUCCGCCCAGGCCAACGUGGCCACGAACAACGUCAGGAGUCACGUCACGAUCCGACCUGAUUGAGAGCGGCAUAGACGUCACUGACGCCUUAGUGUAUUCUGGGAUUUGCACUGAGAUCUUUAAGGAGGAAUCUGUGAUUCAUCAGAGGAAAGUCUACUGCUUCAUUCAUCUGAGCUUUCAAGAGUUUCUAGCGGCUUUCUUUGUGUUUUACUGCCAUGUUGUUGAGAACAUGAAAUUACUUAAAUUCUUUAUGGAAUCGUGGUACAGGUACAAUGAAAUCUCUCUGUAUGAGCUGCUACAAGCAUCAGUUGAUAAAUCUUUAUACAGUAAAAAUGGAAAGCUGGAUCUUUUCUUGCGGUUCCUGCUGGGCAUCUCACUGGAGUCCAAUCAGAGACUCUUACAGGAUCUGCUGACACACACAGUGAACAGCUCAGAGAUCAUCAAGAGAAUCACACAGUACAUUAAAGACAAACUCAAGGGUGAUGAACGUCUCUCAGCUGACAGAUGCAUCAAUCUGUUCCUCUGUCUGCUGGAAAUGAAGGAUCAGACUCUGUACAGAGAGAUUCAGGAGUUUAUGAAAUCAGAGAAUCACUCAGUGAGGAAACUCUCUCCGUCUCAAUGCUCAACAAUCGUCUACAUGCUUCAGAUAUCAGAAGAGGUGCUGGAUGAGUUUGAUCCAAGAAAAUACAACACAUCAAAUGAGGGUAGAAGAAGACUGAUACCAGCUGUGGUGAACUGCAGCAAGGCACUGUGA